AUGUUAUUAUCAGAGUACGGCAUCCAAUAUCAUGCCCAAAAAGCCAUCAAAGGAAGUGUUUUAUCCGAUCAUUUGGCCUCUCAACCUAUUGAUGAUGAUCAAUCCUUGCAAGACGACUUCUCAGAUGAAGAGAUCAUGUAUUUGAAAUCAAAAGAUUAUGAAGAGCCUUUACCUGAAGAAGGGCCUGAUCCUGAAUCCCGAUGGGAUUUGAUAUUUGAUGGAGCUGUUAAUGAUUAUGGUAGAGGAAUUGGGGCAGUCAUUGUUAUGCCACAAGAGGAAGCCAUUGAUCUUAGAAUCAAGAUUUUGGAUGUGUAUGGAGAUUCUGCUCUAGUUAUCAAUCAAAUCAAAGGAGGAUGGGAAACACUUCAUCCUGGUUUUAUUCCUUACAGAGAUUAUGCUCGAAGACUGCUGACCUUCUUCAACAAAGUUGAGUUCCAUCACAUACCUCGUGAGGAACAUCAAAUGGCAGAUGCAUUGGCUACCUCGGCUUCCAUGUAUCAAGUAAAGUUUCCAAAUGAAGCUCCUCAAAUUACAAUCAUGCUCCUGGAUAGGCGAGCUCACGUAUUCACUAUUGAAGUUAUCACAAAUGACAGGCCGUGGUUUUAUGACAUUAAAGUCUUCUUACAGAAACAAUAG
Molecule: messenger RNA, 636 nt
Organism: Vicia villosa (hairy vetch)
Lineage: Eukaryota; Viridiplantae; Streptophyta; Magnoliopsida; Fabales; Fabaceae
Exons: 2
Coding region: 1-636 (211 amino acids)
Molecular function (GO): nucleic acid binding; RNA-DNA hybrid ribonuclease activity
Source: RefSeq, a predicted model, not a curated record